This is a messenger RNA of Ixodes scapularis (black-legged tick), 1988 nucleotides long. Its product is annotated as glucose dehydrogenase [FAD, quinone]. The transcript has 11 exons. The coding region runs from base 100 to 1902 and encodes 600 amino acids. NCBI's taxonomy places the organism in Eukaryota, Metazoa, Arthropoda, Arachnida, Ixodida, Ixodidae. The record is from RefSeq and is a predicted model, not a curated record. Gene Ontology annotation, molecular function: oxidoreductase activity, acting on CH-OH group of donors; flavin adenine dinucleotide binding.
GCAUUUGGCGCAGUUUUUUGAGCGGCGCGCACGCGCGCUUCGGCUUCGUUGUUUUGGGGAGUACACGUGGUUAGCGCUGGCGCCAAGCUUGCUGGCGCUAUGGCAAGUGCUUUUCCGGCUUUUCCUGGCUUCAGGACGCUGUUACCCUUGGCCGCCUUCAUCUUUUAUCGAUUGGGCGGCGAUCAAAGAAACCUGCAGACCGCGGAUUUGCGGCAAGAGUACGAUUACAUCAUCGUCGGUGCGGGCUCGGCGGGCGCGGUGCUGGCCAAUCGGCUAAGCGCCGAUCCUGGCCUUCAAGUAUUGCUCCUCGAAGCCGGGGGUUCUGAGAAUGUUCUGGCGGACAUUCCAUUGGUGGCUGCGACUCUUCAGGGCUCAGCCCUCGACUGGGGCUACCGCACCAUCACACAGGAGGCUGCCUGCUUCGGUCUGCAUGAAGGGAAAAGCAGGUGGCCUCGGGGCAAGGUCCUGGGGGGUUCGAGCGUGCUCAACUACAUGCUCUACGUCCGAGGGAGCCCCCGAGACUACGACAGCUGGGAAGAGCAGGGUGCAGUGGGCUGGAGCUGGGCAGACGUCAGGCCCUACUUCCUGCGCUCUGAGCACAACAGGGACCCCGACAUUGCACGGAACGGACACCAUAAUGUUGGCGGCCCGCUGUCGGUGAUGCGUGCCCCGUACGCGACGCCUUUGGCCAGUGCUUUUGUGGAGGCUGGAGUUCACCUGGGUUACCCUGCCAGAGACAUCAACGCCGGACAGCUUACGGGAUUCAUGAUCCCCCAAGGCACCCUCCUGGACGGCCGUCGCCACAGCACUCGCAGGGCAUUUCUAGACCCCGUUCUAGGGAGAGACAACCUCCACAUUGCCGUGUUCUCUCACGCAACCAAGGUGGAGCUCGAUGCAUCCAAGACGGCCCGUGGGGUGCACUUUGAGCGGUUUGGAGUGCCCCAGGUUGCACGGGUGCGGAAGGAGGUGUUGCUCUCAGCCGGAGCUAUCGGCACGCCCCAGCUUCUCAUGCUGUCCGGCAUCGGUCCAAGGUCGCAUCUCGAAGCUUUCAAGAUCCCUGUUGUGGCAGACCUUCCCGUAGGCUCCAACCUGCAGGACCACAUUUUUCCCGGUGGUGUCAACUUCCUGUUAGACCAGCCGGUGUCUGUGGUCCAGUCGCGGAUGUUCACCAUCCCUGAAGUUGUCAAUUAUCUCACCACGGGCACAGGGCCCCUGACUCUGCCCGGAGGCGUGGAGGGCCUGGGGUUUGUGAACACGCGCUACGCCAACGCCAGCCUCGACUGGCCCGACGUCGAGAUCCACUUUGCGUCGGGGUCCCCCGUGUCAGACGGGGGACAGACGUUCAAGACCGCGCAUGGCCUCAGCGACAAGGUAUGGAGCCGCACGUUCGCUCCUCACAUCCGAGAAGACUCCAUGUCUCUGUACCCCGUUCUGCUGCGGCCGCGGUCGCGAGGCACGGUGCGGCUGCGGUCGACGGACCCGCACGAUGAGCCCCUCCUCAACCCCCGCUACCUGACGCACCCACAAGACCUGCGGACCAUGGUGGACGCCAUGAAGCUGUGCCUGUGGCUGGGGCAGUCGCCUCCGUUUGCGCGCUUCGGUUCCCGCGUCUGGGACAUCCCGUUUCCGGGAUGCGAACUGUACCCCUUCCUCGGGGACGAGUACCUGGGCUGCGUGGCGCGCUCCUACACGAGCACCCUCUACCACCCGGUCGGGACCUGCCGCAUGGGCGCGGCGGACGACCGUCUUGCCGUGGUCGACAGCAAGCUCCGGGUGAGGGGUGUCCGGCAGCUGAGGGUGGUGGACGCCUCCAUCAUGCCCACCAUCGUGUCCGGAAACACCAACGCUCCUGUCAUCAUGAUAGGCGAGCGGGCGUCUGACCUCAUCCUCUCCGGAAUGUGACGACAGUUUCUUUUGUUCUAUUAAUCAGCAUCCCAUCAACCAAUUAAAACACCAGCCCAUUAAAGUCAUUUUCACGUAGGCCUGCA